GUACUUUAUGGUUUAGUUUUUACAUGACUCAAACACUUCUUGGUAAUAAGGUGUACAUCUGGAUAAUCCGGAGAGGGAAAACACAGAAACAGAGCGGAUUACUUAGAGAGAAGUGCUAAACACAAUCAUAACCAAAGGUGAAACCAUGGUUAUGCUCUGACAACUUGGUCUCGAUUCACUGCCUUCCAUGUCAGUGUGCAUUUUGAACCAGGAUAUCAAGUUGAUCUCCAGUCUGAAGUCAUGGCUUGGAAAAAGACACUGGACUGGUUUAACAAGGUUUUUAUCUUGUUCCCAGAGGAAGAUGUGUGAAGAAAAAUGCUAUAGGACUCAAAUCUUUCAGUUGGUGUGUGAAAAAUGUUUCUUCCUGGAUGGUCAGUUCGGUGUGUCCUACUGACUCUACAUGUGUACGCCUGCAGUGGUUAUGACAAGCAAGAGGUCAUUUGCUCACAGGGUCUCUCUGAUUGUACCAUGAAGGAUGAGGUGCCUCUAGUGUUUGGAGGGAAUGAUGCUGUGGAGAUCCGAAAUCUGACACCAUCUUUUAAGAUGUGCUGUGAGGACACAGCACCCUGUGUAUUAUGUCUGGUGAUAGACACAAAAAUCAGCUUCCAUCCAGAUAAAGACAUGGAGGAUGAAGACCACUCUGGGCACGAUGAGGAAGAUUAUAGCGAAUCAAAAGCGUCUCUGACAGUGUGUUACAGUACAGCGCCUACCAUGCCCACGUGCAAGAAGGUGGAGUUUACGGUUAAUCACACUGCUUUAACUCACCACAACUAUGCAGAGAUCUCUAUGGUGAUUAUUAAGCCAGCUGGGGUUUCCUUCAGCAGUCGUGUCAUUGUUUAUUCUUAUCCACCGUCACAUAGAGUUCAAGUUGUUGCUCCUUCUCUAGAUAAAGUGUGCUCCCAGGAGCUGCAGGAACGUGUAGAGGAGUGUGAUGUGCCCAAACUCAGCAGUAAAAUUAACCAGGAGAUGAAUCAGGUAGAGCUGCGGUCUGCUGACAGCAAUCGGGGCCUCCCAUCUAUGUGCGUCCAGUAUGAGCACAAUGGAACGUGUCAGAAAUGGAACAGGGCGACCAUCCCGCUGUAUUCUGUGACCCCCUGCAUGUGUUUCCAGGCAUGGGAGGAGGAUGAUCAGAGGUUGAGGCGCUCUCAAAGCUGCCCCUUCAUUAACACAAAUUUCCUGCAAAAGAACGUGUGGCAGAACGUGUCAGUGUCUGUGAGACAGGGUCAAAUGAUCGAUGGCCUCUCAAUGCUGUGGUGGAACCUGUCUGCCCCCUGCAGGCUUGAGGGUGAAGUGUGGCCCUGUCACAAAGUGAGCAGCUGCAAGGAGAUGAAGGGAUUCAGACAACAGCUGACAAAUGGCACAUGGACACAAAACAGGAAGGGACAUUGGGUGAAAAUGGGGGUGUUUGAGGACAUCGACCUUCAGCACUCACCAUGUGUUAUGGUGAACGUAAAGGGAAUGGGAUAUGAGCUUGGUCCAUUCUGUUAUAAAAACACUGACAGGUGGCACUGGAGUGUCCUGGUUGUUGGUGUUAUGGUACUGGUCUGCUUGACUGUGCUCCUAUUCUAUCUCCUUCAUGACUUUGUCAAGAAAUGGGUCUGGAGCUGGCAUCAUGGCAGAUUUGUAGAGAUUGGCAGAAAGUCUCAUGUGGUGUUGCUGAGCCCCCCGGAUGUGGAUGAUGGUGUAUCGGAGUCAAUAAGUCGGCUUGGCUUCCUGCUCUGCAAACAGGGCUUCAGUGUUACCGUGGAUCAGUGGUCCAGGAAGGAGCAGUGCACUCUGGGGCCCCUGCCAUGGCUGCACUCCCAGCUGCUGGAUCUAAACAGCCAAGGCGGUCGAGUUGUGCUCGUCUUGACCAGCAAAGCUUUGGAGAGAGCAGAGGAAUGGACUCAUCAGCAAAAGGAGAUUGUUAAGACAAAAGGAGAAGACAAGGGUUUACCUUGGGUUGGGUCCCCUUACUCUGAUGUGUUCAUGGCAUCUCUGUGCCUCAUCCAAGCAGACAAGCAGUUGGGCAGAGCUGGAGAACGUUUUUUGCUGGUGAAAUUUGACUCCCAUCUAUGCACUGAGAGGAGUCUACCAGAGCUGCUUCAGGGGCUGCUGUUAUUCCAGCUUCCCUCUCAGACCCAGGCUCUCAUGACUGAACUCGCUGUAGGAGCGACAGGGAGUGGGUCAAGUAAAAGGACAUGGACAGGGUGGACAUGGAGUACCUCAGAUGGAUGGAGAGCAAAGACUAAAGAUGAAACAGCCCAGCAGAAGGCAUCAAACCGUAAAUAUGUUGGAACUGAGAAAAACAUGGAGACAAAGCCUUUAAAAUCCACAGAAAUGUUAUGCUGAAUAUUAUUGUUGCUCUGUGAAAACGAAGGACAUGUUCAUCCAAACUGUGGAUGAGAUAAACAUUUAUACACUGUGAGGGUAACUGACAAUGCCUGGAGUUUAUUUUUACUGGAGAUAUUAAAUUUUAAAUGGCAAGAUAACAAUAAACAGAGGCAGAAAACCCAGUGGGCCUAUCUGAAGCCUCCAACCUCCAACAAUGUCAAAACUUCUCAGCCAUAGAGAACACAAAAUGAGCAUAGAGAAAACAACAUGACUACAUAAAAUGAAAAGCAUGUACCCCAACAUUUACAGCCCACAAUAUAUUAACCAAAGACCCUAAACUAAAACCCCAACCCUAAACAAAUAUUAAAUGGUAAAAACACUGGUUAAUGGGAUAGGUAAGGUAGGCGAGUUGAAAAAUCAGUACAACUUAGAGUAGUAACCAGUGUAGAAGUCGCAUGUUUUAGUAGUAACUGCUUUAAGCUCUUUUAAAAAAAUCUAAACAUGAUGACUUUUUUUUUUUUUACAGUGUUAUCGAUCUCAUUCAUACCUGAGGACCUCAUACAUUCACGUUUACAUAAGUUUUUCCUAGUCCUAGAUGUAGAGGAGGUAAAUUAGUCGUAGAGCCCAUAUCCUACAUUAUACAUUAUAAAAGUACUGUGAAAGAUAUUAUAUUGAGUAAGCUUCAGAAGACUGUAAUUGUGGGAAGCAAGGUCAGUGGGAGCAUUUUCCUUUGGCUAUGAUAUGGCAUGUAUAUGUAAGUUUCACACGAUGAAGAAAAGUAUUGCGCCAUAUAACAUUACAGUAUACAUUACAGUACAGCAUUACAGUAUUUAUAUGAGGCUCUAAUAAAGAGUUAUAUAAAAAGAUAUAUAAAGUCUUAAUUACAGUCUAUAUAAUAAAGACAUAUUGUAUACAUACAAUGAUAAAAGUGCAAGAAAGUGGAAGUGGAAGAAAAUGCCUCAAGAAAAAUGCAAAACAACUUUUUCUUCAGUUCAUCAAUUUGGCCCUGAAAGUAUAAAUAUUCAUAUAUGUAUAUAUAUAGUAUGGUUCCCCAGGAAUUUGCAGGACAGUUUAUUUAGAUACAAACAUUCAACAUUUGUUUGUCAAGUUUAUAUUUAAAGUUUUUUAUUUUAUUUUAUAUUUUAAGAUAAUUUAUUGCAUUUGUUGAGGAGUUGAUGUGCUGGUCAAUACCUUAGGAAGCCUGCGUUCAUUGUUAUGAAGGAACAAGUCUCAUAGAGUAACAGUGUUUUUAACAACGACAAUAAUAAUUGUGGUCUGUGAGACAGAAUAAUAGGUUGUUGUUGUUUUUUUAUCACAAUUUGGCUACACAGAUAACUCUUAUUGUGAUUUAUUCAUUUGUUUUCUUUGGUCUAUCUGUGGAUUUAUUCACCAUUAGAAAAACACAGAGUAUAACAGAGUUUAUAAUAAACGUUGAACCUAAAAUGCUACAUACCAAUUAUAUCAUGUGCUGUAAGUCUGUCAAUGUCUAUAAAUAAAUAUACUUAUUUUUGUGCA
Molecule: messenger RNA, 3828 nt
Organism: Larimichthys crocea (large yellow croaker)
Lineage: Eukaryota; Metazoa; Chordata; Actinopteri; Sciaenidae
Gene: il17rc
Product: interleukin 17 receptor C
Exons: 15
Coding region: 355-2331 (658 amino acids)
Molecular function (GO): interleukin-17 receptor activity
Source: RefSeq, a predicted model, not a curated record